UUCACAUUUCACCUGUUAGACUCCAUUAACAGCUGAGAUGAAUCAGAGUAAGACAGAGUUGGAGCCUCUUUACUACUAUGAGUACUCUGACUGGUAUUCUGACCCUGAGCCGACCAAACCUCCGAGAGAAGUAAUUUUACCGUGUGACCCGACUGCAGAUGAGAGGUACUUCCACAUAUGUAUUCUGUCAAUAUCUUUUGUGAUGAUGCUGAUCCUUGCAGCUCUCACCAGGAAAAACAAAUUGUGCCAGGGGUUCGCAAGAGGAUCUUCCAGCAUUUUCAGUCCAGCAAACUUCCUAGACCAGACUCAGCAGAAGGGUCUGGUCAUGGCUGUGUUUGGACUGGUCUUCAGUAAGCUGGCCAUGCUGGUGAUUUCCCCAGACCCUCUGCCAUUCAUCAAAGAUACUCCAGUGAGCAUUAGAGAGUACAUGAAGAUAAUUGCUAUUUUCUACUAUCCUGUCCUCUACUAUCCUCUGCUGGUCUGCGGCACUCUGCAGUGCAGUGCUGGUUAUGUGUUCGGGGCACUCCUUUCUUUCACUCACUUUGGGGUUCUGGUGUGGCAGAAGUUUGAUUGUGCAAAGACACCAGAGAUCUAUAAGUACUAUGCCCUCCUUGCAAGUCUGCCCCAGUUGGCCUGUCUGGCAUUUCUCUGUGUUCAGUUUCCUGUGCUCUUUGUGAAAGGACCAAAGACGGAUGAGGAUCUUGACAGCAGCUACUACACUGACUAUGUUAAGUCACUUCUCAAGAAAAAGUCCUCAUCUGUUAGUUCCUCUGAGGCAGAUAAACCAUCACUGGUAGAGAGAAUACUGGAAGUGCCAAAGAGUUAUAUUUAUUUACCUGAAAAAGUGUUUCAGUUUCCUCUGAAGCUAGCAGUCUCGUCCUUUGUUACCUGUGUGGCCAUCUAUCAGACUGCGCUGUUACUAGUUGUCCUGGUGGUGCCUACUCUUCACAUAGUCCAUGCAGGAAUUGAUGAAAACAUCGCCUUCCUCUUGCUGGGAUUUGGGAUUGUCUUAUCAGAUGACAGGAUGGAGGUUGUCAGAAUUGUGACUUUCUACACUUGGUUGCUGGAAGUGUGCUACCUCUGUGCAAUGACGCUGUCUUGUUUGGUCAGCCUUGUAAUGCUAAUGAGGUCCAUGGUUCUUCACAGAACAAACCUUAAAGGACUUUAUAAGGGAGAUGUGUAUAAAAAAUUUAACAGCCAGAAGACCAUCAGUCCAUCCAGAUCUGGUGUUUUCUGCUGGAUGGGUCUAACCGGAUACCAAGCUGCAAUCGUUUGCCUCGGAAUGGCGAUCCAGACCUUAGUUUUUUUCAUCUGCUUCUUGUUUCUGGUAUUUUUAAUCAUCAUUCCUAUUUUUUAUGGCCGUAAUAUUAUCGUUUUUGAAGUUGCUGGAAAGACAUGGCCAGUUUGGGUGACGGUCAUAUUGGUUACGGUACUUCAACAUGUAACUGCUAAGAUUUUCUUUGUCAAAAAAGACGCUGCUACAACAGACUUGAAUAACAGAGAGAGCCUCUUUCUUCUCACCUACCUUCUGUUUGUGGCCAACAUUGUGGUGGGAUUGAUUGCCGCUAUUUGGAGAAUGAUGAUAACAGCUUUGUACAACAUCAUCCACUUUGGUCGGAUAGACAUCAGCCUUCUCCACCGAACAGCCGAGUCCCAUGAUCCGGCUUACAGAUAUUACACUCAGUUUCUGAAGGUGGAGGUCAGUCAAUCUCACCCAGUGCUUAAGGCUUUUUGUGGACUACUGCUGGACAUGAAGGUUGAGACUGGCAGAGCCGGACAGAAAAUACAAGAUGCAGAAGAAGGAGUUCAGGAAAACGGAUCCAACAAGGCAACGAGCAGUCGAAGGGUCUGUGCUCGCUGGCAGCUGAUGUACACACUAGUGAACAAUCCAUCACUGCUGGGCUCCAGGAAGCACUUCCAGACACUACAGAAAUCUGAAAGUGUCAGGAAUGGCACGCCCAACCGCAGUUCCAAGAAGAGCAGCCAGGCGGAGGCAGUAAAGACAGAAGCAGAGCCUGUUCAGUCCUCUGAGAGUCCAUCAAGUCAGGAUAAAACUGAAUAAAUCAGCAAUAUACUCCAAUAACAAUAGAUUUAGCACUUAAUGCACUUACAAACUUUUAAGUAAAGGUCAUAAAAUUAUAUUGCUACACUGGAAUUAAUAUGGAUUAAGUAUUGGCCCAAAUGUUAAUCAACA
Messenger RNA from Cyprinodon variegatus (sheepshead minnow), 2194 nucleotides. RefSeq names its product stimulated by retinoic acid gene 6 protein homolog. The coding region runs from base 38 to 2062 and encodes 674 amino acids. Gene Ontology annotation, biological process: vitamin A import into cell. The record is from RefSeq and is a predicted model, not a curated record. Gene Ontology annotation, cellular component: plasma membrane. Gene Ontology annotation, molecular function: retinol transmembrane transporter activity; signaling receptor activity. The transcript is spliced from 17 exons. NCBI's taxonomy places the organism in Eukaryota, Metazoa, Chordata, Actinopteri, Cyprinodontiformes, Cyprinodontidae.